Molecule: messenger RNA, 1244 nt
Organism: Mesoplodon densirostris (Blainville's beaked whale)
Lineage: Eukaryota; Metazoa; Chordata; Mammalia; Artiodactyla; Ziphiidae
Gene: FANK1
Product: fibronectin type III and ankyrin repeat domains 1
Exons: 10
Coding region: 91-1164 (357 amino acids)
Biological process (GO): regulation of apoptotic process
Cellular component (GO): nucleus
Molecular function (GO): protein binding
Source: RefSeq, a predicted model, not a curated record
GGCCCAGGAGGAGAGCCUUUCGGAGGGGCUGCGGCGGCGGCGGCGGCGGCGCGGGGGACUCGGCCCGUGGGGCUCCAGGAGCAGCUGACCAUGGAGCCCCAGAAAAUCACACCAUCCUCAAAGCCUCAUCCACCUGUUGUGGGCAAAGUGACUCAUCACAGCAUUGAAUUAUACUGGGACCUGGAGAAGAAAGUCAAGCGGCAGGGACCCCAGGAGCAGUGGUUCAGGUUUUCUAUUGAAGAAGAAGACCCCAAAAUGCACACUUAUGGUAUCAUUUAUACGGGAUAUGCUACUAAGCAUGUUGUGGAAGGUCUGGACCCACGGACCCUGUACAGGUUUCGACUGAAGGUCUCCAGCCCCUCCGGAGAGCAUGAGUACAGCCCGGUGGUCUCGGUAUCUACGACCAGAGAACCCAUAAGUAGUGAACACUUGCAUAGAGCUGUCAACGUGAACGAUGAAGAUUUGCUGCUUCGAAUACUACAAGGAGGCGUGAAGGUUGAUGUUCCCAAUAAGUUUGGCUUUACCGCUCUGAUGGUCGCUGCCCAGAGGGGAUACACCAGGCUUGUGAACAUCCUCGUUUCUAACGGCACAGAUGUGAAUCUGCAGAAUGGAAGUGGCAAGGACAGUCUAAUGCUUGCGUGCUACGCAGGACACCUAGAUGUUGUGAAAUACCUCCGAAGACAUGGUGCUUCUUGGGACACUAGAGACCUAGGAGGCUGUACAGCUCUGCACUGGGCUGCAGAUGGAGGCCACUGCAAUGUGAUUGAGUGGAUGAUAAAGGACGGCUGUGAGGUGGACGCCACGGACGCUGGCUCGGGGUGGACCCCGCUCAUGAGAGUCUCUGCGGUCUCAGGGAACCAGAAGGUCGCCUCUCUGCUGAUCGACGCAGGCGCGGAUGUGAACGUGAAAGACAAAGACGGGAAGACCCCUCUCAUGGUGGCCGUGCUGAAUAACCAUGAAGAAUUAGUCCAGUUACUUCUUGACAAAGGGGCAGACACAAGUGUGAAAAAUGAGUUUGGCAAAGGUGUCCUAGAAAUGGCCAGAGUUUUUGACAGAAAGGUUGGGAUGUUCUUUCUGCCCUUUGAGGCUCAUUUUGCAGCACUUAAAAAAAAACACAAAAAAACCCAAACCUUGGAUUACAUGCACCUGUUUUUGUUUAUCUAGAAUGUAGUCUCCUUAUUAGAAGAAAUGAAAAAAAAGCAAUGCCGAAGAAGUCAUCCAUUCGCUGACCCGGGCACCUCUUA